UUUUUUGCCUUGUAGGAAUAAUCUAUAUUGAUCUUUAGAUUAUUGAAAACAUAAUUGCAGAGUUUAUUAUAUUUUGAAACCGAAUUCAAAGCUUUAUGACUUCACAGUGUUAUCUAUGCUUUUGCAAAGAUUUCCAUAUCCUGCUUAUAUACAACCUUCAAGUGCAUUUCAUGGUGUAGGAGCAGUAUCAGUAUUCAUCGGCUUUGGUUUUUUAAUGUUUAUUCUUAUUCUUAUGAAUAGAGUUGUGGGAGAAAAAGCAAAAGGCUCAAAAGAACUUUUAAAGAUGAUGGGUAUGACAGAUAAUCUGUAUUGGACUAGUACGUUUCUAAAUUAUUUUGGACUUGCUGCUCUUGACCUCCUUAUAAUUAUAAUAAUUUAUAAAUGUCCACUAAAAAAAUCUCUAAUUUUUAUGGCACAUACAAAUGGCUUUCUGUUGCUAAUAUUAUUAUUGCUAUUUGGAGCCACUUUGGUAUUAUUCUGUUUGGCAUUUUCUACAUUCUUCAAUCGAGUUACCAUUGCGGUUAUUGCAAUACUUCUUGCAUAUGAAGUUCCGUUAGCUCUUCUGUCAUCAUAUUAUUUCUCACAUGACACAACAAAUUACUCAUUAAUGCCAAAGAUUUCAAAGCUGGGACUUUGUUUGCUUCCUCCUGGUGCACUGCUGACAAUGUUUUUAAUUAUAACAUUUUAUGAAUCAACUGGAGAGGGAGCACGUUGGAGUAACAUAACUGAAUAUGGUGCAGUUCAUGAUAUGAAUAUGCUAACAGUCAUAGAAAUGAUGGUUAUAUCUUGUUUUAUAUACACAGUUAUUAUUUGGUAUGUUGAUGCAGUGUGGCCAUGGCAGUUUGGAAUUCCAAAGCCACUUAACUUUCCAUUUACAAAAAACUAUUGGUGUAAUGGUAAGCCCAAAGAUACUGACGAGUUGGAAUUAGUUGAACGAGAGUUGAAUUCUGAAUUUUUUGAAGAUGAACCAAGUGGUGUGUCACCUGGUAUUGUGACAUGUAAUAUAUCUAAGGAAUUCAGAACAGGAUUUCAAAAAAAGUUAGUGGUGAAAAAUGUUUCCCUGGUUAUGUAUAGAGGUCAAAUCACUGCACUCUUAGGACAUAACGGAGCUGGAAAAACUACGUUUAUUAAUAUUCUUACUGGCCUUUGUACCCCUUCAAGUGGAUCAGCUUCCAUUAAUGGUUUUAAUAUUUUGACUCAGACUUCUAAAGCUCGCUCAAGUCUCGGUGUGUGCCCUCAGCACAAUAUAUUGUAUGAUGACCUUACAGUUGAAGAGCAUUUAAAAAUAUUUGCUGCGUUAAAAGGCAUCAGAUGGAGUGACAUUUCUGAUGAAAUAUCACAUGUUUUAAAUGUUUUAUACCUCACAGAAAAGCGGAAUGAAUUGGCAAAAACUCUUUCUGGUGGCAUGAAAAGAAAACUCUGUCUUGGAAUUGCUAUUAUUGGAGGUUCUAAAGUUUUAUUUUUGGAUGAACCAACUUCAGGAAUGGAUGUUGAAGCAAGGAGGAAUGUUUGGGAUGCUUUGCUUGAUUUGAGACAUGAUCGUACUAUUAUCUUGACAACGCAUUACAUGGAAGAAGCAGAUAUUUUAGGUGAUCGUGUUGCAAUAAUGGCUGAAGGAGAAAUUCAGUGCUGUGGUUCACCUAUGUUUUUGAAGAAAAAAUUUGGCACUGGUUAUCAUUUGCAUUUGGUGAAAAAUGAAAAUUUUGAUCUGAAUAAAGUAACUGAAUUGUUGGAAAAGCAUAAGCCACAAUCUGUCAUAGAAAUGAAUACUGAGAAUGAAGUUACUUUUAACCUUUCUACUGGUACUGAUUCAUCUUAUGGAAAUUUAUUUAAGGAUCUUGAAGAUCACAAAGUAGAAUUUGGUGUUGAUUCUUUUGGUGUCACAGUCACAACAAUGGAUGAUGUUUUCCUGAAUGUUGCAAAUAUUUCGGAUUUGAAACUCAAGUUACAAGCAAAUAAUAGCAUACAAAAUGAAACUGCAUUAGAAGUUGAAGAUCUAUACGAUGAAGCAAAGAAAGCACAGCCUUCUCCAAAAUUUGGUGUACAGCUCUUUGGUCUUCUGACAAAACGUUUUCAUUAUGCUAAAAGGAAUCUGCUCAUUUUGAUUUCUCAAAUACUUUUACCAUUUCUGAUUAUGAUGUUCUGCUUUUACAUAAUUUCUCUGGGCUCUGGUCAAACUGUUGAAUCCUUUCCAGCCUUGAAGUUAGAUAUUCAGAGUGUUUAUGGCCAAACAAUUGGGUUUUACCAAACAAAUGAAGACCAAAUUACUGCUGAACUAAAAAAUAUCUUUGAAGAAAAUUCUGUGUCUGCAAAAGAAAUUGAUGAUCCAAGUAAAUUUAUACUGGAAUAUAGUUCCACUGACUUCUCAGUAUACUCAAACAAACUUCUUGUAGGUGUAACUGUAGAAAAGCUUAAUAAUGGUACUUUUAUGUUAACAGCCUGGUACAAUGGAGAACCAUACCAUGUAGCCCCUAUGUCUCUUCUUCUUUUGCAUACUGCAUUGCUAAGAUUCAUUAUAGACUCUGGCUCCAUAACUUUAAUCAAUGCACCUCUACCGAGUGGCCAACAGUACAGCUAUGAUGAACUCAGAAUGCAUGAGCGUUUAAUGGCAAACAUUUUUGUUCCCUUAGCAUUAACCUAUAUAUCUGCUGCGUUUGUAUUUCUGCCCACACAUGAAAGAACAUCAAAGGCAAAAUUAUUACAACUUAUGACAGGAAUUUCAGCUCCACUCUACUGGGCAUCUAUGUUUUUGUGGGAUUUUCUUGUGCUUUUCGUUGCUUGUCUUGUACUCAUUAUCCCAUUUGCCAUGUUUACUCCUUAUGCAUUUUUCUUUUCUCAUUCAGAAGCAAUAGGAACAUCAAUUUUAAUGAUAUUAUUGUAUGGAUGGGCAUCUAUACCCUUCAGCUAUUUGUUUUCAUUUUUAUGUAAGAAGGGCACUACUGGAUAUUCAAUUCUAGAAGCAAUUGCUAUUUUAUCUGGAUCAUUUGCAGCUGCAGUAUUGAGCUCCAUUCAAUUACUUUCACAUGAUACUCCUACAGUUGAUCUUUUGAUCUGGAUCUUUCGUAUUUUACCACCUUUUUGUGUGUCAUCUGGUUUUUCUAAAUUAUUUGCUAUUGCUUAUAAUAAUGCAUUUUGUGAGAGUAUAUCAAAAAAUGAUUUGGACUUCAGUUGCAGUUCAGACUCUAUGACUGAGAAUAGUUCAUUGUUCAAAUGCUGUAAAGAUCUUUGUGGAAAGAACUGCUUGCAACAAACUGACCUCAUAACCUGGGAUGUACGUGCUUGUGGACGAGAUAUUUUGAUGUUAUAUGUAGAUGGUAUAGUGUUUUCCUUAAUUGUUUGCUUUUUAGAAACUGUUACUGCAAGAAAAUUCAUGGUUUAUAUUAAACAACAUCUGCCAAGAAGGAAAAAAAUAAUUCAGGACCAAGAAGCUCUUAGCAAUGUCCCUAAAGAUUCUGAUGUUAUAGCUGAAGAAGAACGCAUACGGAACAUGCAUUCUGAUGCUGCUGCUAAUGAAGCUUUAGUGGUUUCUGAUUUGACAAAAAUGUUCAAAGCAUUAUGUGCUGUUGAUCAUCUGACAUUCAGUAUUCACCAAGAAGAGUGUUUUGGACUCCUUGGAGUAAAUGGAGCAGGCAAAACAACAACUUUCAGAAUGCUUACAGGUGAUUGCAUUCCUAGUGAUGGCAAUGCUUUUGUUAAGGAAUAUUCUUUGAAGGAAAAUUUGGAAGAGUUUCAGUUUUUCAUUGGAUAUUGUCCUCAGUUUGAUGCCCUUAUUGAUCGCUUAACUGGCCGAGAAACGCUUGAGCUUUUUGCUUAUCUUAGAGGCUUAUCUGGACAGGAUAUUGUAGAGGCAGUUAAUAUGGUAAUCAAAUUGACAGAUCUUUCUGAACAUGCUGACAAGCAGACUCAAUUUUACAGUGGGGGAACUAAAAGGAAGCUGUCCAUUGGAAUUGCAUUAAUUGGGUCCCCUCCUUUAAUCUUUUUGGAUGAACCAACUGCUGGUGUUGACCCUGUCUCUAGAAGAAAAAUUUGGGCUGCUUUAUCACAGGUUAGAACUAAAACUGGAGCAGCAGUUAUUCUCACCACUCACAGCAUGGAGGAAUGCGAGGCAUUGUGUAGCCGACUUGCAAUCAUGGUCAAUGGUCGCUUUCAGUGUUUAGGUUCUAUACAGCAUUUAAAAUCAAAAUAUGGCAAAGGCUAUACGCUUGUUAUCAAAAUGAAAAAAGAAACUCUAGGUAAUCCACAAACUGUGACUGAGAUAAAAGCAUUUGUUGAAAGCAACUUGCAAAGUGCUGAACUGAAAGAUGAUCAUCAAGGUAUGCUGCAGUAUCAUAUUGUUGAUCCUACUCUAACUCUUAGCUAUCUGUUCAAUUUCAUGGAUGAUAUGAAACAUAGAUUCAAUCUGGAAGAUUAUUUGAUUAGUGACACAUCUCUUGAACAGAUAUUCUUGACAUUUGCUCGAGCACAAAGAUUAUUUGAGCAGUCUUCUGCUUAAUGUUAAUUAUUUAGCUUUUAAAUUUAUUCUUGCAUGGUAAUUAUUGUAAGUGUAUUUUAUUUAUAUUUAUAUUACAGAGACCAUUUGGUAAAGAUAUUAUAAGCUUGAAGUAAUUUAUAUAUAAGCUCCUGCUUUAUUUGGCAGGAUAAAGACUAUAAUGCUGUUGAAAACAGAAUACAUUGAAGUGUAUGAGUUUUUUUCAGCUUUAAAAUGCAGAUUCUAUUACCAAAAAUGUAAAUAACACAUUACACAUUGCAUGAGAAAGCAAAAUAUUGUCUCUUUCUCUCUAUAUAUGUAAUCAUUUCUGCUUUUACCAGGAUUUUUUUCCUGUGGUAGAAAUAAUGAUGAUGCAGAAUGAGCCUAAGUUAAUUGUCUACGCAGUGUAAAUGUCUCUGUCAAUUUUGCUGAUCACUGAAAAACAUGAAUAUAAACAGAUAAUAUUCUAUGUUUCAAACAGACCACUUAUCUCAACUUACUUCACUGAACAGAGAAGGAAAUAUUAAAGUUGUUAAGUAUUACUAUAUCUGCAUCUUUUAGACUUAAAUUCUGAUCUUCUACAUGUCCUGUCUCCCAUGUUUUGAGAAUGAUCUCUACAUGUGCAUGUGUAAGCUAGAAACAUUUUCUAUGAAUAUGAAAUAGUUUCAUAUUAAUUAUAAAGUACAAAUGUAAAAUAAAAUUUUUGUCAUUUUUGGAAAUAUUUAAUUUACAUUUUUUGUAAAUAGUAUAAAAAUUGCUUGAAAAUAGUAGUUUAAAUAUUUUAUAAGCU
Stegodyphus dumicola is the source of this 5258-nucleotide messenger RNA. Its product is annotated as phospholipid-transporting ATPase ABCA3-like. NCBI's taxonomy places the organism in Eukaryota, Metazoa, Arthropoda, Arachnida, Araneae, Eresidae. The record is from RefSeq and is a predicted model, not a curated record. Gene Ontology annotation, biological process: lipid transport; transmembrane transport. Gene Ontology annotation, cellular component: membrane; intracellular membrane-bounded organelle. Gene Ontology annotation, molecular function: ATP hydrolysis activity; ATP binding; lipid carrier activity.